AUGGCAACGUUCAAUGAGAAGAAGACUUGCAGCCAACGCAUGGAGAACUUUUCACGUUUUAUGUGGAACUCUGACACGGGGGAGCUAAUGGGAAGAACCCUUGAAAAGUGGGGUAGGUUAAUAUUUAUCAUUAAUUGCUUUUGAUAAGUAUAAAAGGCCAUAGCAUUUCUAGAACUGCAAAGUGUUUCCAUUUACAGUCAAAAUGGAAUCUAAUAAGUAAAGCAAAACCUUGCACUACUUGUUAAUGGCUCAACAAUGGACAAAAUUAGACAUAUUUCUCAGGACAAACCUGGAAUUAACAAAAAUGGCAUAUAUAAAAAAUGAUGGUUAAGGCUCAAAAGAAGCAAUACACAAAAAUGUUAUAAAUUGCUCCAAAUAUUUGCCAAAAAUUACACCUAAAGGUGUUGGCGACUCUGUGGAUAAAUCUCCCCCAACAUUUCCCCAAAAACAUUUUUUUCAGUUGUAUGCACACAUCGAUUACUGAGUAUGAUUUUCUGCCUCUAACUUCCCAUGUAUACUGAUUCAUAAAGCUGUAUAUUUAUAAUAUACCGUAAAGCAAAGUUGGAGAUUGGAAAACCCAAAGUCAGGGGUGAGGGGUAUCCAUAUCUUCAAUUUAAUUCAUACAAAAGCAAUCUUGUGCAUACAACAAAUUUUGUGCUGGUACAAACAAUAGUUCCAUAGCAAAAACGACUCGCCAUUGGUAGUAGAGUGCGGCAAAAAUUUAAACGGGGUGGGUGUCACACAGUUUAUAGAUCUGCACCAAAUUUAGACAGUCUAAUCAGCAUAGCCAACCUGCUGUUGUAACUUGCAAUGUUUCAACUCACAGAGUCCGACACACAGCUCAAUCUGGUUUCAGAGGUGGGAUACGAUAGGGUGGAUUAGGGGAAGUGGAGCCAUAUGCCUGGACCCCUGACCUAUGUUAUGUUGUAUCUUCACUUUCUUAAAAGUGAGGUUCCAGAUAAUGUCAUUGGGAUUCUACUCAGUUUCCAUUAUAUCUCUGCACAAAUCAAGAAGGUUCUAAUAUAAAACAUAAAGUCAAGAUUUAUGUGGAGUUUAAAGCACAUGGCAGUUAAAAUACAUAUUUUAUGUAAUGCUUCAGACAUACAACUAAAACCUGUGCACAUUUUUGUUCCUCACAGUAUACAUUAGUCUUUACUAUGCUGCCUUCUACUGCAUUAUGAUUGGACUUUUCGCACUCUCUAUAUUUUCCCUGAUGAAAAGUUUGGAUCCAUAUCAUCCGGAUUACCAGGAUCGAUUAAAGGCGCCAGGUAAAUGUUUCUUUAAUAUUAAUAUAUAUAUAUAUAUAUAUAUAGUAGCUUAAGCAUUAACAAAACCUGUUUCAUUUAUCUAUGGGUUUGUUAGAAUAGUGCAACGAAACACUUUUCUUUGUGGCUCUCCGAUGCAGCACGGAAAGGGUUAGCUAAGUCACAGACAGACAGACAGCACGUAUUUAAUAAGGAUGUAUGGAUAAGGAAAUGUUAUUUUGUUACUUGUCUGGACAUGCAGAGCAGAUUGCCAUGGAUCCAGGGCAUGAGAAAAUGUUAUCCAAUAUUAAGGGGUCAGUUCACUCAAUAACUUUAAUUUGGCUCAUUUCUCUUUAAUUUGGAAAAUUUCUCACUUUAUUCAUUAGUUAAACUGAAACCGUGUUGAACUGAACAGUUCUUUGCUGUUUUCCAAUAUGUAUCACUGCAUCAAUGCAAGCCAAUUUUAAAUAGAGAUUUGGGCUGAUCUGUACUGUAGUCAUUACUGCCACCCAGGAGUAGUGGGAGUUUGGGUGCAGGGCUUCAUUGGACCCUGGGCAAGCAUCUGUUUGGGCCCCCUGGGCAUGCAAUCACUCCCUCCACCCCAACCUAGAGACGAAACUAAUGUAGAGAGUGCCUUGGUGCAACAAAAAAAAAUUCAGGCCUUCCCUGUAGCACAAGAGUAAAGAAAAGAUAGAUCCCAAUCUGUCAUACAACUCCUGCGAUGCUAUGCCAGCUGGGGAUCUACCAUCCUUGCAGGGUUGUAUUUUUGAGCAGUGUUUGUGCAAAUGAAUGUCAGCAUGUUAUUGUAUAGAGUGUAUGUGUGCAUGUAGGAGUGUAUUUGUAUGUACUGUUACCAUUGGAAUGCAGUGGUGUACUUGUGUGUAGUGUUUGCAUUUUAACCCCUUCAGACCGGAGGGCGUACUAUUACGCCCUAUUAUAGGCGGCUCUAAACGCCGCCGGGCGUAAUAGUACGCCCUCCGGUCUUUCGGUACUUACCCGAUCGCCGGCGGUCCCACGCCGGCGAUCGCGGUGGGGGGGACUCCCAGGGAGCCCCCGCGGCACGUCCGUCUUCCACGAAGCCCCCCGGCCGUGUGAGAGUGGGGUCCUUGCGAGGACCCCACAAUCACAUGGCCGGGGAUAGCUGGCUUCUGUAUUGCCAGCAGGGGGGCUGCCUGUAAUGACAGGUGGUCCCCCUGCUGGCUGAAAAUAAAAUUAAAACAAAUAAAUGGUGUAAAAAAAAAAAUAAUAUAUACUUAGAUCAUAUAUAUAUAUAUAUAUAUAUAUAUAUAUAUAUAUAUAUAUAUAUAUAUAUAUAUAUAUAUAUAUAUAUAUAUAUAUAUAUAUAUAUAUAUAUAUGAUCUAAGUAUAUAUAUACACAUAUACAUACACAAAUGUACACCGUCUAGGUGUAUUUUACUAUUAAUAUAUAUAUAAUAUAUAUAUAUUAAUAUCAAAUUACACGUAGACUGAUACUGAUUAAAUAUAUAUAUAAUUAUUGUUAUAUAUAUAUUUAUAUAUAAUAUAAAAAAAAUUAAAAUGUAAAUACGUUAAAAAAUAAAAUUAAAAAAAUAAUUAAAAAUAAAUAAUUAAAAAAUAUAUAGAUGUGUGUUAUUUCGUUCUAACUGUAUUGUGAAAUUAUAUAUAUAUAUAUCAAAAUACACGUAGAACAAAAUAAUAUAUAUAUCUAUAUACAUAAAUAUAUACGUAUAUAUCACUAUAUAUAUAUACCUAUAUAAAUAAAAAUAUUUUUUAAAAUUAUAUAGAUAUAUACAUAUAUAUACACAUAUAUAUAUAUACAUAUAUUAAUUCUACAUAUAUAUUUAUGUAAUAUUUUUACAUAAUUAGGUAUCUUAAUUAAUUACAAUUAGCAGGACCUGCCUGACAACCCAUACCGAAAGUAAAGGGAAUUUAAUUUGCCAGCACUAUAUUUAACCCUAUAACUUUCCGAGACAACAUAAAACCUGUACAUGUGGGGUACGGUUCUACUCGGGAGACUUCGCUGAACACAAAUAUUAGUGUUUCAAAACAGUAAAUUGUAUUACAACGAUGAUAUCGCCAGUAAGUGACGUUUUUUGCAUUUUUCACACACAAACAGCAUUACAUGGACAAUAUUAUUGCUGUGAUACUUUUUACUGUUUUGAAACACAAAUAUUUGUGUUCAGUGAAGUCUCCCGAGUACAACAGUACCCCUCAUGUACAGGUUUUAUGGUGUUUUCAAAAGUUACAGCGUCAAAUAUAAGGCUUGCGUUUCAUUUUUUUCACAUUAAAAUUCGCCAGAUUGGUUACAUUGCCUUUGAGACCCUAUGGUAGCCCAAGAAUGAAAAUUACCCCUAUGAUGGCAUACCAUUUGCAAUAGUAGACAACCCAAGGUAUUGCAAACAGGGUAUGUCCAGUCUUUUUUAGUAGCCACUUAGUCACAAACACUGGCCAAAAUUGGCGUUUUUUGCAUUUUUCACACACAAACAAAUACUAACGCUAACUUUGGCCAGUGUUUGUGACCAAAUGGCUACUAAAAAAGACUGGACAUACCCCAUUUGCAAUACCUUGGGUUGUCUACUAUUGCAAAUGGUAUGCCAUUAUGGGUGUAAAUUUCAUUCCCCGGCUACUAUACAGUCUCAAAGGCAACGUAACCAAUCUGGCGAAUUUCAAUUUCAAAUGUAACGUGCUAUAUUUGACCCUGUAACUUCCCAAAACGCCAUAUAACCUGUACAUGGGGGUACUGUCUUACACGUGAGACUUUACUGAAUACAAAUGUGUAUUUUAUUGCAGUAAAAGCAAACAGUAUUAUGACACUGACCGUUAAAAUGUCAUGUAGAACUAAAAUUUUUUUUUAAAAAUCGUAUUUUCUCCCAUUUUUUUCAUAUUAAAUUAUGUUUCAUAGUAAAUAUUUGAUAUUAAAUGAAAGCCCUGUUCAUCCUGAAUAAAAUGAUAUAAAAUAAGUGCAUUUACUAUGAAAGAGGUGUAUUACGGUUGGACAGACAUGUAGCGCAAAUGCCAGGUUUUGUUUACAUUUUGUUUUGUUCACAACGUGUACAUUUGGCUCCGUCCUUAAGGGGUUAAUGCAGGGAUGUGUGAUUGUUUGUAGUGUUGGCUUUUAAAUGCAGGUGUACUUUUGUGUGUAGAGUUGGUGUUUGUAUAUAAUUUUAGCGUUUUAAUACAGGAAUGUGUUUGCAUGUAAUGUUUGUAUUUGCAUGCAGGGGGGUGUUUGGAUGUAGUGUUGUCUUUUAAAUACAUGUGUACAUUUGUGUGUAGUAUUAGUGUUUCAGCAAACUGGUGUGUUUGUAAUGUUUGUGUUUGCAGGGGUCUGUUUGCAUGUUGUGUGAUUUCUAUAACACAUACACAUUAACACGCAGAUACACACAUGCUCACACUGACACAUGCUCACACCUUGACACAUACUGGCACACACACACACACACACACACACACACUGAUACACACCCUUUGACACACAGAUACAAGCACUUUGAUAUACACACACUGGCACAUACACACACACACUGACACAGGUAUAUACACACACACUCAGAUACACACAUACAUAAAGGUAUAAAUGCAGGGGUGUAUAUGUGUAUAGUGCUAGAGAUGGAAUGUAGGAGUGUAUUUGUGUUGGCAUUAAAAUGCUGGGGUGUAUGCAUUACCACACACUCAGAUGAACACUUACACACACACACUGAAACACACACACAGGUGCACAUACAGGUGUAUGAGGUAUACAUACACACAGAAACACUGACACACAGCCAGAUACACACAAGGACAUAAACACAGCCAGAUACACACAUAUAUAUAUAUAUAUGUACAUUUACAUAUUUUAAUCUCUGCCUUCUAGCAACUCUUGGACAGCAACUCCCAGCAACCUUAGCCAAUAUAAUGUCUCAACUCUGUUCUUACAUACCCUGGUCCAGAAUUUGGCAAAAGUGACAUUUGAAAAUGGUGUUCAGCCUUUGAUAACACUUGAUGCAAUAUGUUAAAAUAAAUACUUUUACAUUUUAUAUUUAAUAGGGAACGGUCAGGUUUUUCUAGGAUUUUUAACAUGUACUUAUUCCCUGUGUGUUACAUUACAAACACCAACACACUUAAAUAAAAGUGAUAUCAGAAAUUAGCAAAACAAAAAACAAAACAUAUUUAGCCACCCUCCUGUCUCCUUACAUUUUGGGUACAGAAAGGUGGCUUCCCUGGUGUCCAGUGAGAGCUUGCUGGCCCAGGCUGAUGGGAGUCUGCCAUCAGCUUUCUCAGUCCCUCUCCCCCACAAUGCUUGCAUCCUCCUCCAUGUGGUGUGUGCCUCCUCCCCAGCGGCACUGAGGAGGAAGUGAUCAGUUCUUACUGGGAGGAAGCAAUCUGACCUCACUUCCUCCCAGCAUGCCCAGGAAACAGAGACUCACAGGGCAGUAUGUGAGGGGGCUAGCUGUGAGUAUGUAGUCAGCCACCCCCCAUAUAACAGGGGCCCCGGCCGGUCUAGAGCAGUAUUAAAGGGCUGUGGCCCCUGAUUACCUCAGGUGCCGCAGGGGGCCCAUGGGGCAGCUGCCUUAGGGCCCCCAGGAGUAACUCGGCCCGGGGCAGCUUCCCCUUUUGCCCCUCCUUAAAGACGGCCCUGGGUAUACUGUUUAAAUCAUGGUAGAUUUGAUACAUUUGUUGCCAGUUUUAUUCAAAGCUGCUUGCAUAGUGUUAAAGGAACACUAUAGCAUCGUGUAUUCCUGACUGUAUAGUGUUAAAACCACCAUCUGCCCCCCCUAAAUAUAGUAAAAUAUUAUUUGUAUUAGUCUGCUGCUGCUGGCUCUGCCCCUAAUCUUGCUGCUUGGCUGACAUCAGAAGUGUUAUUCAAAGCCAAUCACAAUGAUUUCCCAAAGGAAAGCAUUGGAUUGACUGAGCUUAUCAAUGAGGCAGAUCAAGGGCAGAGUCGGCACAAGCCAAACACACCCCUGGCCGAUCGGCAUCUCCUCAUAGAAAUUAAUUGAAUCAGUGCAUCUCUAUGAGGAAAGUUCAGUGUCUCCAUUUAGAGGGUGAAGACACUGAACACGGUUUCUCUGAAAAAAGGUGUUGACUUAAAAAAAACAAAAACAAAAAAAAACCUUGAAGGGAAUAAUUAUACUCACCAGAACAAAUACAAUAAGCUAUUGCUGUUCUGGUGAGUAUAGUGUCCCUUAAAAAAAAAAAAAACAACCUUGUCAUCAAAUUUAUCUUUAUACCAAAAAUACAAUUAAAUCGUCACUGUCACAACUGGGGUCUUUGCAGAAUUUCCACAAAAAAAAGUCCAGAAUGUGGAAUCACCACUGGAAGUACAGUGGCUGGGAGGGGGCAGGCAAAGGUGAGUUGUACUCAACUGAACCUGUCCAUCAUGGGCGCUGCAAUCUACUGCUGGCUGGUCCUCUUUAACUCCUGGCACUUCAGCUUGCGCGAGAGUACAACAUUUAGGUCUAUGGAGGAUCACUAUGUGUUUCACCAUAAUUAAGGACAACUCCCCGCAACCAUCACAGGUUAACGACUGGCAUUGGAUCGACAUGUCUAUACACUGGGCAGUGCUAUGACCAUCUAGAAGUGUCUGAGGUAGGAAAUAUACUUAGACAAAGUAGGGACUACUUUACUUUUGUAUAUCUCUUAACUGGGUUGGAAAUUCCAACAGUCAUUAUGAGUAUUUCAUAAAGACUAUAUCUUUGACAUUUUCUAGGUGGGUGACAAUGUCACUUUAAGAUGUGUAUGGGAGGCAAAUGAUUUCAGCUAUACUUUGGACAUAAUGUGGUUGGUAUGGCAGUAUAGUGUUCAGACUGUUUAUUAAAGGUACAUUACUGGAAUAAAUCUUUGUCUGUUUAUACCUUCUGACAUUAUUUACCAGCUUAGAGGUUGUGUUUUACCUUCAUGCUUUCUAUAAAGACUGUUUGUCAGAAGGCUGAUCCAACAAUCUUGACAUCUAAUUUCUUUGUGAUUUGUGUACUCAUCUCCUUUUUGUGUUUUUUUCCAACUAAGAUGGACCACACACAAAGUAACACUGAAUUUAGAACAGUGGUUUCCAACCCAGUCCUGAAGACGCAAACCAAUUUACCAAUUUAGGGGAUAUGCACAAAAGUAUAACAGAGUAAACCUUGAUUGCAUAUAAAUAAAAGUGUAGAUGUCCUAUCUAGAAUACCCAUAAAUUAGAAACUGAAUUGUUCAGUAAAUUCUGUAUAAUUUACAGGACAAAUGUGUUUGCAUCACAAAUCCGUAUGUUAUCUUGUAUACUUGGCAUGUAGAUGUAUAUUGAUAACUUCUUUGUGUUCUUAUUUUAUCCACCUCAGAAAUGGCUCAGGGAUCUAUUGGCAAUAUCUAUGUAUCCUCUUCAUCAGGUUCUUUUUCAAAUGGCAGGAGGUUUUCAGCCAGGUGGGAAUUUAUUUAUGCAAAUUAAUCUGUUUAUUGUGACCCUAAUUUACACCUAAUAUAAUUUCAUUUCUCAGUUCAUUGCAAAUGUUUUUUUUCUUUUUCAAUAGUAGAUGAGAAUUUCAUACAUUACCACUUCCUUAUUGAUGGUUCUAUUCUGUUUUUAAAUGAGCUAAAUAUGCAACAAGACUGUAUACUCCAAGCAUUUACUUGGACAGUCAUGGUUAAACUGUGUGGUCUUAAAUCUAAAAUAAAUUUUGCAGUUUGUUGCAGUUAUACAGUCGCGUGUGCAUUGUGACAGCAACAGGUCCUAGCUACACUAUAAACUUUUUGACUGACAUUUGUUUAGAGUACUGGGUGCACUUCAUCCUGGCCCUCUAGCCAACAUAAUUAUUCUAGUGAGCUGUAAAGGUUACUUUGCUUAGAAUGUCUCUUUAAAGGGACACUAUAAGCAGCAAAACAACUUUAGCUUAAUCUGUUUUUGUGUAUAGAUCAUGCCCAUGCAGUCUCCCUGCUUAAUUCUCUGACAUUUAUGAGUUAAUAACUUUUUUUUUUUUUUUUAUACAGCCCAAGUCACACAGCUCAGCAUGUGACUUUCAAAGCCCUUAUAAACAUUUCCUAUUAUGAGAGAUCCAAGUUUAAAACAUCUGCUUUUAAUAGCUUUAUAGAAACCUGCGGGUGCUUCCUGUGUGUGAUUACAGUUCAGUUUACAGAGCAGGAGAUGACUGCCUCUAAAGAAAGUUAACAUCUGAUGUAUAAUGACAUAUUUUUUUUAUUUUUUUUAUCAUGCAGGUUAUGAUAGUAACAGCCAGGGGAUGUGUGGCAUUGUGGAUUAACUCCUCAAUGGCAAUGAGACUGAAUGUGACAUAAACUGCUUUUUUUUUUUAUUAUUUUUUUUUUAGGGCUGAUAUGUUUUAGUAGGUGAGGUUUAACAUUGGUCGAAACAAUGGCUUACCUGUCUUGUAUGUCAUUUUACUCUUACAAUAUCUUUGAUUCCCAUUGUCCUUUUCCUUUUCUUGCUUCGGUGCCCAUGAGGUUAAAAUCAGAUUCUGCAGAAUUCAGUGACACAGAUGUGUAUAAUGAAAGAAAAUAUAAAUACAUAUAUAUAUAUAUAAUUUUUUUUUUUUUUUUUUUUUUCAGUGACAUGACUGGCUCUACAGAUGGAAUGCUGGCAACUAGUUCGAAUGGAUCUCAGUAUAGUAGCUCCAGAGUGGAAACCCCGGUGUCUGGUAUUGGUGAAGAAGACGAAGAGGAAGAUGAUGAAUUUAAUGAAAAUGAUGACGACGACUAA
Messenger RNA from Pelobates cultripes (western spadefoot toad), 8886 nucleotides. The record is from the annotation of a GenBank genome assembly. NCBI's taxonomy places the organism in Eukaryota, Metazoa, Chordata, Amphibia, Anura, Pelobatidae.